Molecule: messenger RNA, 1352 nt
Organism: Suillus fuscotomentosus
Lineage: Eukaryota; Fungi; Basidiomycota; Agaricomycetes; Boletales; Suillaceae
Exons: 4
Coding region: 159-1190 (343 amino acids)
Molecular function (GO): hydrolase activity
Source: RefSeq, a predicted model, not a curated record
UAUUAUGCAUAUAUUAUCAAUCAACGGUUCAAAUCAAUCAUGCUUUGAUCGUUGCAAUCAGAUACAUCAACUUGAACUCUUACAGACACUGGACAGUGCCCCCUGCACCAGUGCACCUACAUAUACAGGACCCGUUUCAUUCAAUUUUCUUCCUCAUCAUGAGCUUCGCGCAACCCCUUCCAUCGCCUGGUCUGGCAAGUGGUCGUCGCAGGCCGAAGAACCUUCCGAGUUUACCUCUGUCUGCGUUCAGCCCACCGAGCACAGGGACUUCUGACAUGUUCCCUUUGCCUCCAACUCCAAGUGCGCUCUUUCCAGGCGAAGUCAUUGACGCUCAUCUGCGGUCUGAUGCACUCGAAAGGGCUGGUCUUGAUCUGGCUGGCACUGAGGUCGCGGGUGCUGUUUUAUUGUUAAACGAUCCUUCGAUGCCAGAAGGACUGUUGCAAUCUUCCCUCACGCAAAAUGUUCGCAUACUUUCGGUGGCAACUCCCUUCGAGCUUAGCGCCAUCCCAUCGGAUUAUCCAGAUCACUCAGAGUCAUCUGGAAUUCCCCAGUCUUUCUACACCUCAUACGCAGCUUCGCAUGAGGCACCAGAAGCUAGAUCUCAGGCUAUCGAGACUUUGAGAUGGGCAUUCUCAAACAGCCGUCUCGUUGAUAUUGACGUUCAAAGUGACAUCAUGUCGAAUGUCGCAAAGUAUGAAGCGUUCGAAGACCUUCUCAUGAAAGCCACCGCCGAACUUCCCGGAGACAGGAAGGUCUCCAUAGUUCUUUCCAAUAUAUUACCGCCACCCCAUGACCUAAGCCUGCCGAUCGUCAAGCUCCUUGCUGAUCCAAGUUAUCGCAAUUACCAAGCACACACUGCAUCCUUGUCAUUGUUUCCGAAUCUCUAUGUAAAGUUUACGCCUCCCAUGUGGAAUCAAACCAUACCAGGUCCCGCAGAUCCAACUUCAGAAAUGGAUCAACAUCGUGAAUGGAAACGAAAAAUCAAGAUGUUCAUUGGUCCAGUGCUAGAAGCGUAUGGCUACGAGCGUAUUAUUUUUGGAACCUCGCCUUCCUUUGCUGCACCCUCGCUCCUGAACCCCGCGGACUGGUAUGCACUUGUACGCGAGUCAUUUGCAGAGCUCGCGGUGGACCAGGACGCAAUCGAUGCAAUCUUUAGUUUAAAUGCAAAGAGGAUCUACGGAGGUCCAUAAUGCCCUUGAGGCUGCCAGCUCUGUACAAAAAUUCCCCAUUUUCUUGACUAGUUUUCGUAAUCGAACGAUAUCGAUAUCGUGUAUGCUUUGGUGCACUGGAAUUUAUGAUAUGAAUCAUGUAAAGUACAUACAUUGACCAACAAACAACGUGUUUACCUCGGA